GGAAAGAGGCCGCGGCAUUCUUCCAAGUACAUCAUCAUCUACACUUGAGUCUUGACUGCUUGUCCUAAACAUGACGUUUAUACAUGCAUCGGUCUGGCAACCGACGGUGAUCUCUCCGUCCGAAAUGGACAGAAAAACUCGGCCAUGUGGGCACUUCGCGGCAAAGACAUUCUUCUACGGCUACCUUCCGAAGUCUCACGACGAUGCCGGCCGAAGUCCAGUCUCCAGCGGACCCUCAGCCACACUCGGGCCAAUGUACGCGGGUACGCUCUACAAUACUUUUCUGGGAUAUAGCAGUCCAGCGAGAGUAUAUAAAGGGGCCAAUGCAGCACUUUCACUACCCAACAGACAUCGCGUUUUCCGCUAACAACAACCAACAAUGUCCCGCAUCGCUACCGUCUUCGGUGCCACUGGAAAGCAGGGCUCCUCCGUCGUCCGCGCCCUCCUCGCCGAUGGCACCUUCAAGCCUCGCGCUGUUACGCGCGACCCCGACUCGCCUGCCGCGAAGAAACUGGCUGGGCAAGGCGCCGAGGUCGUCAAAGCCGAUAUGGCUGACAAGGAGGCCGUUAAGAAGGCCGUGACUGGCGCGGAGGUCGUCUUUCUGGUCACAGCGCCGUUCACCUCUACGACAGAGGUUGUGCAGGGCACGAACAUCAUCGACGAGAGCAAGGCGGCUGGCGUGAAGUUUUUGGUGUUCAGCACCUUACCGAGUAUCAAGGGCCUUUCCAAUGGGAAGUACCCGAACGUGUCUGUCGCUGAAGAGAAAGUUGAGAUUCAGGCGUACCUGAAGGCCUCUGGCAUUCCCUAUGCCUGCAUUGGAACCGGCAGUUUUCUUGAGAAUUUAUUGGUCAACCACCUCGGCCUCCCGCCCUUUGCCAAGACCGACACCGGCUAUGUGAUGCACUCCUAUGGCAAGCCUGAUAUGACCUUCUCCUGGACGUGGAUCGGCCACGACAUGGGGCCUGCGGUCACCGCGCUCUUCAAGCAGUACGAGACGCGCAAUACCGAGGUUCUUGGGCAGACCUUUGUCCUCGGCGUGGCGCGCGCGACAGUGAAGGAGAUUGCGGCCGAGUUUGCGAAGGGUUUGGGUAAACCCGUCGAAGUCAAAUGCUUGGAGAAGUGUGAGAUACCUAUGGUCAACGACAUGUACGCCUUCACUAUCGAGUACGAAUGGUACCCCGGCGUGCCUGUCCCCGACACCCGCCUCGAGAAGCUCGGCGUGAAGAUGGGCACCGCGGUGGACUUCGCGAAGACCGUCCUGAAGCCGCACCUGGGCGAGUAAAUGCUGAGAACGAUUGUAUUUGUACAACAAGCAGAAUAUGUGUCGAAGG
This is a messenger RNA of Schizophyllum commune H4-8, 1331 nucleotides long. Its product is annotated as NAD(P)-binding protein. The transcript is spliced from 8 exons. Bases 380 to 1282 code for a protein of 300 amino acids. Lineage: Eukaryota; Fungi; Basidiomycota; Agaricomycetes; Agaricales; Schizophyllaceae. The record is from RefSeq and is a predicted model, not a curated record.